GUUCCACAACUUCCAUCAUGCCAUGUCCACCACCCACUAUGCCUCCAAGAUGGCGAAGGCAGCCAAUCUAUCAGCCUUGUUGUCGUAUCCCGAGCUGUUUGCGCUGGUGAUUGGAGCACUCUGUCAUGACCUUGACCAUCGCGGGUAUAACAAUGCCUUCGAGAUCAUGACGCGGAGUGAGCUUGC
Molecule: messenger RNA, 186 nt
Organism: Symbiodinium pilosum
Lineage: Eukaryota; Dinophyceae; Suessiales; Symbiodiniaceae
Source: the annotation of a GenBank genome assembly